Athene cunicularia (burrowing owl) is the source of this 1192-nucleotide messenger RNA. RefSeq names its product phosphodiesterase 6D (gene PDE6D). Gene Ontology annotation, cellular component: cytoplasm. Bases 162 to 644 code for a protein of 160 amino acids. The record is from RefSeq and is a predicted model, not a curated record. Gene Ontology annotation, biological process: sensory perception of light stimulus. Lineage: Eukaryota; Metazoa; Chordata; Aves; Strigiformes; Strigidae. The transcript is spliced from 5 exons.
UCUCUACUUGCACUCCUUAGCUACCCCUGCCAUGUGGCUUGACAUGAGCCACUUCAAAAAAAGUAAUUGUGUUAAACCUGUAUUAAUUUACUUUCUCCUUUUGAAUAAUACUUAAAAUACCCUCUUCAUCCUGCCUGCAGGUCUCCACUGCUGCUUGGAAGAUGGAGCACUUUUUAUUUUUAGUAACAAUAUCUCUCAUGCUGGGAUGGAAGAAUCUUAAACCAAUUAAACACAUUAGAAGAAACUGGAUGAACCUCCGGGAUGCAGAAACAGGGAAAAUCCUCUGGCAAGGAACAGAAGAUUUGUCUGUACCUGGAGUGGAGCAUGAAGCUCGAGUUCCCAAAAAAAUCCUGAAAUGCAAAGCAGUGUCUCGGGAGUUAAACUUUUCCUCAGCAGAACAAAUGGAAAAAUUCCGACUGGAACAGAAAGUUUAUUUCAAAGGGCAGUGUCUAGAAGAAUGGUUCUUUGAAUUCGGUUUUGUGAUUCCUAACUCCACAAACACUUGGCAGUCCUUGAUAGAGGCAGCACCUGAAUCACAGAUGAUGCCAGCUAACGUUUUAACUGGUAAUGUUAUUAUAGAAACCAAAUUCUAUGAUGACGAUCUUCUCGUAAGCACUUCCAGAGUGAGACUUUUCUACGUUUGAGAUGGCGCUUUUUGGAGCUGUUUUAGUUUUCCUCCAUACAGUUCUUGGUGCAGAACCCCCCGACUAUCCAGUGGAAGACACUCCUGUAGGCGGUGACCCUGGGGACCAGCUCAACGUGGGUUGUGACCUUUGCCCAUCAGUUGUUUUGCUUUCUUCUCUGACAAGACCAGACCAAACCCUCAGAGACAGGACCAUCUGCUCAGCGGUGCACUGGGGAAUAGAGGCUGUCUCUGAACACGGGCAAACGGUGGUCAUGCAGAACCAAUACUGUAAAUUAUGUUAGUUUCAUCCUUUGUACUUCUCUGGAUCCUGUUAUAAUCUCCCAUUUCCACUCACACCAAACUCUAAAUGCGUUUCAUUUUUGGGGGAUUAAGUUAACUUUUUCAUUUUUCUCAUGUUGUAGGUUUUUAUCCUUUCACUGGAUUUCUGUGUAACUGGUCCACACAUCCUCUUACCCUGAACUUGUAAAAUAGACUGUGAUAUCACCUAAUGUAAUUAAAACAAAUUUCUCAAUUAAAACAUUCCUACCGUCCAAAGAAGGGAAGAAA